Myripristis murdjan (pinecone soldierfish) is the source of this 1917-nucleotide messenger RNA. It is a transcript of the gene prpf31, whose product is annotated as PRP31 pre-mRNA processing factor 31 homolog (yeast). Gene Ontology annotation, biological process: spliceosomal tri-snRNP complex assembly; mRNA splicing, via spliceosome. Gene Ontology annotation, cellular component: precatalytic spliceosome; U4 snRNP; U4/U6 x U5 tri-snRNP complex. The transcript is spliced from 14 exons. Lineage: Eukaryota; Metazoa; Chordata; Actinopteri; Holocentriformes; Holocentridae. Bases 158 to 1684 code for a protein of 508 amino acids. The record is from RefSeq and is a predicted model, not a curated record.
CUUGAUUUAGUUGCCUACGUACAUAUUCUGCGACAAAGCGCUGAAACACAGCAGACUUGAACCGAGCAGCUAAAAACAUCCCCACGUCCAGACUCAAACAGGAGACAUAACUCUGGUGUGUUUGUUUGCUCAGCCGGCAGGAGUUUAGACUCUCACGAUGUCUCUGGCGGACGAGCUCCUGGCGGAUCUGGAGGAGGCAGGAGACGAGGGGGAGGACGAUCUGUAUCCAGGGGGGGAGGAGGGGGAGAGUGAUGGAGAGGCGGCGGAGGGAAAGACCGAGGGAGGCUUGGAGGACAUACCGGAGGAAAUGGAGGUGGACUACAGCGGGGCUGAGAGUGUCACAUCUAUCGCCAAGCUCCGCAACAGCAAACAGUUUUCAGAGAUCAUGGACAAAAUUGCAGUGCAUGUGGGAAAGCAGCGCAAGAACUCCGAAGUGUCUGGCCCGGUGGAGGCUGACCCAGAGUACAGGCUGAUCGUGGCGGCCAAUAAUCUCACGGUAGAGAUCGACAAUGAACUCAAUAUAAUUCACAAGUUUACCCGUGACAAAUACUCCAAGAGGUUUCCAGAGCUCGAGUCCCUGGUGCCAAACUCUCUGGAUUACAUCCGGACGGUGAAGGAACUGGGCAACAAUCUGGACAAGUGCAAGAACAAUGAAACUCUGCAGCAGAUCCUGACCAAUGCCACCAUUAUGGUCGUCAGUGUCACCGCCUCGACCACACAGGGCUCAUUGCUCGGCGAGGAUGAACUGAAGCGACUGGAAGAGGCGUGUGAUAUGGCCCUGGAGCUCAACCAAUCCAAACACAGGAUUUAUGAAUAUGUGGAGUCCAGAAUGUCGUUCAUCGCUCCGAAUCUGUCCAUCAUUGUCGGGGCGUCAACCGCUGCCAAGAUCAUGGGUAUUGCUGGAGGCCUGACCAACUUGUCCAAGAUGCCGGCCUGUAACCUCAUGCUGCUGGGAGCCCAGAGGAAAACCCUGUCAGGCUUCAGCAGCACCUCCCUGCUGCCCCACACCGGCUUCAUCUAUCACUGUGACGUGGUGCAGUCCCUGCCCCCUGAUCUAAGGAGGAAGGCGGCUCGUUUGGUAGCUGCAAAGUGCACCCUGGCUGCCCGAGUCGACAGCUUCCACGAGAGCUCAGAUGGCAAGGUUGGCUAUGAUCUAAAGGAGGAGAUAGAGAGGAAGUUUGAUAAAUGGCAGGAGCCUCCGCCAGUGAAGCAGGUCAAACCACUGCCAGCCCCGCUGGAUGGACAGAGGAAGAAGAGAGGUGGAAGGAGGUAUCGCAAGAUGAAGGAGCGCCUCGGGCUGACUGAGAUCAGGAAACACGCCAACAGAAUGACCUUUGCAGAGAUUGAAGACGAUGCGUAUCAGGAGGAUUUGGGCUUCAGUCUGGGCCAGCUGGGGAAGAGCGGCAGCGGCCGAGUCAGGCAGGCCCAGGUCAACGAGGCCACCAAGGCCAGGAUCUCAAAGUCCCUCCAGAGGACGUUACAGAAGCAGAGCAUGACGUAUGGAGGAAAGUCCACAGUCAGAGACCGAUCCUCAGGAACCAGUUCCAGUGUCGCUUUCACUCCUCUCCAGGGGUUGGAGAUUGUGAACCCGCAGGCUGCAGAGAAGAAGGUGGCUGAAGCAAACCAGAAAUACUUCUCUAAUAUGGCAGAAUUCCUCAAGGUCAAGAAGGAGGGGAAGAUGUGAUGACACACACACACACACACACACACACACACACACUUUCACACAGACAGUUGCAGCUGCUCCUGCAUCAUAUUGAGCUGCACUGAGAAUUGCACUCAGCGUUGCUAAGUGAUGAUAUAUUUUUCAUGAUUGUAUGUUUCUUUAAGGCAUUGUGAUAUUGCUGUAUUUUAAGUUUUUACUUUUUGAUUUAUGAUUUUGGUUCCAUUUUAAUAAAAGAAAAUGCUGAUAUUCUA